Molecule: messenger RNA, 1419 nt
Organism: Anthostomella pinea
Lineage: Eukaryota; Fungi; Ascomycota; Sordariomycetes; Xylariales; Xylariaceae
Source: the annotation of a GenBank genome assembly
AUGGAUCCACGCAAUGCCAUCCCAGUGACUCUCCCAAGAGACAAGCCCACGCAGAGCUACUGGCAGCUCGAACCAGACGAGAUCGCUGACCUGCGCUCUACCGAGUCUCUCCCGAGCGACGCGGAUGUGGUGAUCAUUGGGAGUGGCAUCACCGGCGCUGCUGUGGCUUAUAACCUCUUGAGCAAUGGAGCUCAGAACGUGGUGAUGCUCGAGGCGCGACAGGCCUGCUCCGGUGCCACUGGACGCAAUGGCGGACACACGAAAGCUGCCUCGUACCGUUCGUUCCUCCAGCACCAGCAAGACCACGGCACGGCCACGGCUGUCAAGAUCGCCCGUCUCGAGCUCGCCAACAUCCGCGCCGUGCAUACGUUCGCCAGGGAACAUGGACUUGACUGCGAUAGCAACCCCUGCGGUACCGUCGACGUGAUCUAUGAUGCGAAGCAGUGGGAGGCCGACCAGCGUGCCGUGAAAGCCAUGCAAGCUGCGAUGCCUGGCGACGAUGCCUCCGUCUAUACCUUGCACAGCGCUGAAGAGGUGCGCGAGAAGUUCUACUGUGGUAAGGGUGGGAACGAAGCUGUCUCGGGCGGGAUCUCGUACGAGGCGGGAAGCCUUAGUGCGUACAAGCUGGGCAGCGGUAUCCUGAAGCUCGAUUUACAGAAGGGUUUGAACUUGCAGACAAACACGCCGGCCCUUAGUCUGAACAAGGUCGACGAUAGUGGUAGGUGGCAGGUUGAGACGCCGAGGGGCACAGUCACAACCAAGAGAGUAGUGGCGGCCACCAACGGAUACACAGCGCACUUGUUGAAGAGAUUCCAAGGCGUCAUCGUUCCAUUGCGUGGGCACGUCACCGCGCAGAGACCCGGACAGAAUAUGCCCAAGGAGGGGUUGCCGGCGACGUACAGUUUUAUCUACGAAAAUGGCUAUGACUACAUGAUCCAACGAGCGAAAGGUCCGCAGUUUGAAGGGGACAUAGUGAUUGGAGGCAGCUUGACCGCGGCACCUGCGGAUGGUCUCGAGGAAUACGGCACGACGGACGACACCGGCUUCGACGAGGUCAUCGUCCAGACCCUGAAUACGACGCUACCUGAGUACUUUGGCGAAAGCUGGGGUGAGGAUCAUCCUGAUGGGCGCGUGCGCAAGACCUGGACUGGUAUCAUGGGCUAUAGCCCAGACGGGUUUCCGUUCGUGGGCGAGAUGCCCGGUGAGGAGGACCUAUGGAUAUCCUGUAGCUUCCAAGGGCACGGUAUGGUGCUCUGUUGGAUGUGUGCUCGUGCUCUGGUCGCUAUGAUGGAGGGUCAUGACAACCAGGAACUAGACUCCUGGUUUCCUGAGGCUUUUCGAGUCAGCGAGAAGAGGCUCGCGCUCAGCUUUCGUGGUCGUCUACAUACUGGCGCCGAGCCUUCACCUUAUGAUAGUUGA